Sinocyclocheilus grahami is the source of this 1870-nucleotide messenger RNA. It is a transcript of the gene ftr84, whose product is annotated as finTRIM family, member 84. Gene Ontology annotation, molecular function: protein binding; zinc ion binding. The coding region runs from base 20 to 1726 and encodes 568 amino acids. The transcript is spliced from 8 exons. The record is from RefSeq and is a predicted model, not a curated record. NCBI's taxonomy places the organism in Eukaryota, Metazoa, Chordata, Actinopteri, Cypriniformes, Cyprinidae.
CACAUCUUUGUUUUAGAAAAUGGCAGAAUCUGACUACCUCGACUACACCUGCCUCCUUUGCACAGACACCCAGCGAGACCCUGUCACCAUCCCGUGUGGAGACACCUUCUGCCUGGAGUGCAUUAAGAUCUACUGGGACCAUUCAGACAACCUCGGUGUGUACAGUUGUCCGCAGUGCCAGGCGACCUUCACUCCUCGGCCCAUACUCAGACGCAACGUGCCCCACGUAGGGAACCCGGAGCCUCGGCCACCCCCUCGUGAGCUCAACCUGUUUCCAUACUUCAAGCGUGAUGCGCUGUGUGAUUUCUGUACUGGUCGGCGGAACAGAGCGGUGAAGUCAUGUCUGAUGUGUCUGGCUUAUUACUGUGAGACUCACAUCAAGCCUCAUUAUGAAUCGGCCACAUUUAAACGACACAAACUGGUGGAUGAGACGGGACACCUGGAUCGGAAGAUCUGCCCACAGCAUGAAAAAGGCUUAGAGCUUUUCUGCCGCUCAGACCAGAUGUGCAUCUGUGUGCUGUGUACAGUAAGAGAACAUCGCAGCCACAACAUAGUCAGCGCAGAUGAUGAACGCACAGAGAAACAGAAAGUCUUGGUGGUGACUCAGACAGAGGUUCAGCACAUUAUCCAGGAUCGGAUGAAAGAACUUCAAGAACUCAGACACAAUGUGGAUGUUCUCAAGGGAAAUGCACAGCGGGCUCAGACUGACAGUGAUAAAAUCUUCAGCGAGAUGUUACAGGCGGUAGAGCGCUGGCAUGCUGAGAUAAGCCAGCUCAUACAGGCCAACCUACAGGCCUCCAUGGCUCAGGCACAGGGUUACAUAGAGAGACUUGAACAAGAGAUCAUGGAGCUUCAGAAGAGAGAUGCUGAACUACGUCAAAUACUUGAUACAGAGGACAACAUUCACUUCCUACAGAAUUUUCCCACUCUAUCUGUUGCACCAGAGCCCAUGGUGCCCAAAGUGCUGAUAAACCCAGAGUUUUCCUUUAGUGAAAUCACCAAGACCGUCUCUGACAUGAAAGAACACCUGAACGACAUCUGCAAAAAAGAGCUGGGAAACAUCUCCAAACGAGUGAGUGACAUCUCAAUCUAUAUCCUGAUUCCGAGAUCUGGAGGACAUUUGAAUGCUCUGAUAAGAACUGAUUUGCCAGAGCCUAAAACAAGACUGGAUUUCCUCAAAUAUUCUUCUAAACUUACUUUUGAUCUCAACACUGCCUAUAAAGAGCUGGUCCUUUCAGACGGGAAUCGCCGGGUGAUCCGGAAGAGAACAACCCAGUUCUACCCAGAUCACCCGGAGCGGUUUGAUGGGUUUUGCCAGAUCCUGUGCAAGGAGCCACUCAGCGGAAUGCGGCAUUACUGGGAGGUGGAGUGGAAUGGUGAAUUUUCCAUUGGAGUUGCAUACAAGAGCAUUAGCCGCAAAGGUAAGAACUCAAACAGCCUUCUGGGAUACAAUGAUAAAUCUUGGAGCCUCCUAUGCUCAGAAUCAGGAUACUCUGCCUGGCACAAUAAGAUGGAUAAAGAUCUGCUGGGUGCAGCUCGUGCCUCACGGAUCGGUGUGUACCUAGAUUAUGCCGGAGGAUCUGCGUCCUUUUACUCCAUUUCUGAGACAAUGGAGCUCAUCCACAGAUUUAAAGCCAAGUUCUCAGAAGCACUGUAUGCUGGGUUUGGCGUUGGAUCGUCUGUAACUCUGUGCAUGCUGGAGAAGAACCACCAAACAUACCACUAAUAGGUUCUGAGCUGAGCUUUGACCCUUAGCUCUUUCAGACAGAGUCUGGGAAGGGUGAACAGUCAAACAGGCAAAAUUUAAAGAAUCAUAUUGAAUUGAAGACACAAAGACAUUUCAAGGUCACAUUUUGCCAUGUAAGAAAGA